Molecule: messenger RNA, 1461 nt
Organism: Papaver somniferum (opium poppy)
Lineage: Eukaryota; Viridiplantae; Streptophyta; Magnoliopsida; Ranunculales; Papaveraceae
Product: pto-interacting protein 1-like
Exons: 8
Coding region: 195-1283 (362 amino acids)
Biological process (GO): protein phosphorylation
Molecular function (GO): ATP binding; protein kinase activity
Source: RefSeq, a predicted model, not a curated record
AAGAAAAGUAUAAAAAAGAAGAAAAAGUUUUUGAGUUCUCAGUUUUAUACCAAGUCUUUCUUUCUUUCUCUCUUCUCUGAAAGUUUCUUCAUCUCUUAAUUACUACUCAACAACCCACCCUUUGUCACUGUAUAUCCGGCUUUCUGUUCAUCAGCUUUUCAAGGAGCUUGUAUUUUCAAGACAAGUAAGUUAAAAUGGGUUGCUUUGGUUGUUGCGGGGAAGAGGAAUUCCAUAAAGCUUCUGAUGGAGGAGCUCCUUUCAUGGCAAAUAACGCAACACAUAAUAAUGGAGGUCACCGUACCACAGGCCCUGCACGUAUAGAUGCUCCUGCUGUAAAAGUUCAGCCAAUUGAAGUUCCCUCGGUUUCAGUAGAUGAACUCAAGGAUGUGACUGAUAACUUCGGGACAAAGUCUUUAAUUGGAGAGGGUUCAUACGGGAGAGUAUAUUAUGGAGUUUUGAGGAGUGGGAGGGCUGCAGCAAUAAAAAAAUUAGAUGCUAGUACACAACCAGACCAAGAACUUUUGGCACAGAUUUCCAUGGUAUCCAGGCUGAAACAUGACCAUGUUGUUGAGCUCGUAGGUUAUUCUGUCGAUGCAAGUCUCCGUGUCCUUGCAUAUGAAUUUGCUACUAUGGGAUCUCUUCACGAUAUUCUACAUGGAAGGAAAGGUGUCAAAGGAGCACAACCAGGUCCAGUUCUAUCUUGGGCACAACGAGUAAAAAUUGCUGUAGGCGCAGCGAAGGGGCUUGAGUACUUACACGAGAAGGCGCAACCUCACAUCAUCCAUCGUGAUAUUAAGUCUAGCAAUGUGCUACUUUUCGACGACCAUGUUGCUAAAAUUGCUGAUUUCGAUCUGUCAAAUCAAGCUCCUGAUAUGGCAGCACGUCUUCAUUCGACGCGUGUUCUGGGAACCUUUGGUUAUCAUGCCCCAGAGUAUGCAAUGACUGGACAGCUUAGUUCGAAGAGUGAUGUUUACAGCUACGGGGUAGUACUACUGGAGCUCUUGACUGGUCGUAAACCUGUUGAUCAUACAUUACCAAGAGGGCAACAGAGUCUUGUAACAUGGGCCACACCAAGACUUAGUGAAGACAAGGUUAAACAAUGUGUUGACCAAAGACUAGGGGGAGAUUACCCCCCAAAAGCAGUUGCAAAGAUGGCUGCAGUAGCUGCUUUGUGCGUGCAAUACGAAUCUGAUUUUAGGCCAAACAUGAGCAUUGUUGUCAAAGCUCUCCAGCCAUUGUUAAAUGCUAGAACUGGACAGCUUGGUGAUGCACCAAGCUUGUGAAUCAUCUCCUUCUUUGACUUAUUGUUUGUCACACAUUAUAUAUUAAUGAAUUUUUUCCUAUAGCAGUAGGGUGUGGCUAUAGAUUGUAUACAAUCACCCCCCAUAGGCUUCCAUUAAUAAGAAACGUCUCAUUGGUUUGGCUUUUUUGCUAUAUAAUCUAUUCAUUUUUAACAUGUAA